Messenger RNA from Oncorhynchus keta (chum salmon), 5383 nucleotides. RefSeq names its product FERM, ARHGEF and pleckstrin domain-containing protein 1-like. Gene Ontology annotation, cellular component: cytoskeleton. Lineage: Eukaryota; Metazoa; Chordata; Actinopteri; Salmoniformes; Salmonidae. Gene Ontology annotation, molecular function: cytoskeletal protein binding; guanyl-nucleotide exchange factor activity. The transcript is spliced from 27 exons. The record is from RefSeq and is a predicted model, not a curated record. Bases 207 to 3206 code for a protein of 999 amino acids.
UCUGCCACUAAUUUCAAUGUAAUCCUGUCUAUCGCACAGUUGGCCGACAUGGCGACCAUGAAGAAGCUUCUCGCUGGAAAAACCAGCAUCUGAACUCAAUUUGGUUCCACAGAAGCAGCUUGAACUGUGUCUGGAAGUAGAUAUUAAAUAUUUUGUCAAUUGGGAAAUAUACACGGGAAUUGUCCACAGUCUUAAAACGGGGCUGGAUGGUAGCAGGACAGAGCACCAUGGUGGAGCCCAAGCCCAGAGCAUCAGCAGCCCAGCGUCUUGAAGCCCAGGAGACUCUGGGUAUCAGCACCCUGGACCCUGGCCACAGGCCGCCCACCAUGCCCCCCGGACGCCAUGUCACCAUCAAGGUCCGCAUGUUGGACGACACAGAGGAGGUCUUUGACAUCUCACAAAGAGCCUCAGGCAAGGUGUUGUUUGACCUGGUGUGUACCCACCUGAACCUCGUUGAGGGAGACUACUUCGGCCUAGAAUACCAAGACCACAAGAUGAUGGUUUGGUUAGACCUCCUAAAGCCUAUUGUCAAGCAACUGAGACGGCCCAAGCACGUAGUCUUGAGAUUUGUGGUGAAGUUCUUCCCCCCAGACCACGCCCAGCUACUGGAGGAAUUGACCAGGUACCUCUUCGCCCUGCAGAUCAAGCAUGACCUUGCCUGUGGACGUCUGACCUGCAACGACAGUAGCGCGGCCCUGCUGGUCUCCCAUAUUAUCCAGUCUGAGAUCGGGGACUUUGAGGAGAGUCACAGUCGGCAGCACCUCCUCAACAACAGCUACAUUCCUGACCAGAUGGCUCUGAUGGACAAGAUCAUGGAGUUUCACUCCAAUAAUGGGGGUCAGACGCCAGCAGAGUCGGACUACCAGCUGCUGGAGGUGGUACGCAGACUGGAGCUGUACGGGGUUAGACUACACCCUGCCAAGGACCGCGAGGGCAGCAAGCUGAGCCUGGCCGUGGCGCACACUGGUGUCCUGGUCUUUCAGGGACACACCAAGAUCAAUGCCUUCAACUGGUCCAACGUGCGCAAAUUAAGCUUCAAGAGGAAGCGUUUUCUCAUCAAGCUCAGACCAGACCUGAACCAGAGCUCAUACCAGGACACUCUGGAAUUCCUGAUGGGUAGCCGGGACUGCUGUAAAGUCUUCUGGAAGAUCUGUGUGGAAUACCAUGCUUUCUUCAGCCUCUUUGAGGAGCCCAAAGCAAGGCCUAAGCCUGUCCUCUUCACCCGAGGCUCCUCCUUCAGAUUCAGCGGUCGGACACAGAAGCAGGUGAUUGAUUAUGUGAAGGACUCUGAGUUUAAGAAGAUCCCGUUUGAAAGGAAACACAGUAGGGUCCAGCACAGCAGAAGCCGUCCAUCUCCGCUGUCUUCCCCUCACGCCCCUCAAGUGCCAAAAGAAAGUGUGAGCGGUGCUCCAGGAGACAGAGCGGAGGUGGACUCUCCGCCCCACCGUCACUGGAAGGAGAGGAACGUGGGACACGGCGAGGACAUGCCAGGUCCUGGGGCAGAACCAGGCCCAGCCAGGCAGCCCCACUCAGACCAUCUGAACACAGGGGUGGUGUCCAACAGCCCUCAUCUCUCCGCCUCCUCCGUUAACUCCCAGGGCAUUGUCAACGGUCAGAAGCCGGUCGAACUCUGUGGUCACAGUCCGGACGUUCGGCAGCCCUCUUCCCUCACCAGUCCCUUGCUCAACGACUCCGGCAGUGUGCGCACCGACGAUGAAGACGAGGUUGGGAGGAAGAGGUUCCCUACCGACAAGGCCUACUUUAUCGCCAAGGAGCUGCUGACCACAGAGAGGACCUAUCUGAAGGACCUGGAGGUGGUGACUGUGUCUUUUCAGGACUCGGUGGGUAAAGACGAAGCAGUGCCGGACUCCCUGAAGAGCACCAUCUUCACCAACUUUGCCCCUCUGUACAGGUUUCAGUCCGUCUUCCUCAGAGAGGUGGAGCAGAGACUGGCUCUAUGGGAAGGGUGCUCCAAUGCCCACAUCAAAGGAGACUACCAGCGCAUCGGGGAUGUCAUGCUGAAGCACCUACAGGGACUGAAGCCACUGACAGCCCACCUCCAGAAGCACUCGGAGGCCCUGGUGGAGCUGGAGAAGGCAUGCCGGGGUUCCCCGCGGCUGGAGGGGCUGGUCCGGGACUUUGAGCUGCAGAAGGUGUGCUACAUCCCCCUCAAUGUGUUCAUCCUCCGGCCCCUGCACCGCCUCAUGCAUUACAAGCAGAUCCUGGAGCGCCUCUGCAAACACUACCCGCCCGCACAUGUGGACUUCAGGGACUGCAGAGCUGCACUGGCAGACGUGUCAGAGGUGGUGUCCCAGCUCCAUGGAAGCAUGAUGAAGAUGGAGAACUUCCAGAAGCUGCUGGAGCUUAUGAAGGAUUUGAUUGGCAUCGACAAUCUAGUCACUCCAGGGCGGUUCAAUGAUGUCCUGUUGUACACGAGUCGAGGGAUGACGGCAACGAACCAGUUCAAAGUGCACGGGCAGCUCCCUCUCUAUGGCAUGACAAUCCGGGAGAGCGAGGAUGAGUGGGGUGUGCCUCACGCCUUCACCCUGGUUGGGCAGCGCCAGUCAGUAGUGGUAGCAGCAAGUUCACUGUCAGAGAUGGAGAAGUGGAUGGAGGACAUUAAUAUGGCCAUUAUCCUGGCGGAGAGCAUCAACGGUCCUACGUCUGACUGGCUGGCCAGCAGUCUGACAGAUAACAAAUCCCUAACAGAGGACUCCUGUGCAGAGGCGGAGUCUGAGGACGACCUGAUGGCGUCGCGCACCUCCCUGGAGAGGCAGGCCCCUCACCGUGGUAACACCACGGUGCACGUGUGCUGGCACAGGAACACCAGCGUGUCCAUGGUGGACUUUAGCGUAGCCGUGGAGAAUCAGCUGUCAGGAAACCUGCUGAGGAAGUUCAAGAACAGCAACGGCUGGCAGAAACUCUGGGUGGUCUUCACCAACUUCAGCCUGUUCUUCUACAAGACCCACGAGGAUGACUAUCCACUGGCCAGUCUCCCCCUGUUGGGCUACUCUGUCACCAUCCCCACUGAUUCUGAAAACAUCCACAAAGACUACGUCUUCAAACUGCAUUUCAAAUCCCACGUCUACUACUUCAGAUCUGAGAGCGAGUACAACUUUGACAGGUGGAUGGAGGUCAUUCGCAGCGCCACAGUCUCUGCCAGCCAUAACCGCAUUCUGAGCCGGAAAGCGUCCCAUCCGUACUGACCCAAAGAGCAGGAGGGUUCUCUCCCUGUCUCCCCGUGCCUCUUCUCCUCACCACAACCUCCCCCAUAGGGUCUGGCCACAUACACACACUCACUUGUCUGGAAUCUGUUGAUUUCCUUUUCUCCGUGGAUCUGGGACGUGUGUACAUUGAGCAGUGCCCAAUGCACAAUCUUGGUGCUUAUUGAUGCGGUGACAUGUCUGCUGGUUUAGACUGCAAACAGAGACAGACAUUUUCAGCAUUUUUUUUUAAUACUCUGCUCUGAAUCUCUCUUUUUUUUGUAGGACGUAAUUUUAUACUGUUUUCAACGGAGCACAUACUAUACUUCUGUUUUCAAUGGAGCACAUACUAUACUUCUGUUUUCAACGGAGCACAUACUAUACUUCUGUUUUCUAUAGGAGCACAUACUAUACUUCUGUUUUCAACGGAGCACAUACUAUACUUCUGUUUUCUAUAGGAGCACAUACUAUACUUCUGUUUUCAACGGAGCACAUACUAUACUUCUGUUUUCUAUAGGAGCACAUACUAUACUUCUGUUUUCAACGGAGCACAUACUAUACUUCUGUUUUCUAACGGAGCACAUACUAUACUUCUGUUUUCAACGGAGCACAUACUAUACUUCUGUUUUCAACGGAGCACAUACUAUACUUCUGUUUUCAAUGGAGCACAUACUAUACUUCUGUUUUCUAUAGGAGGACAUACUAUACUUCUGUUUUCAACGGAGCACAUACUAUACUUCUGUUUUCUAUAGGAGCACAUACUAUACUUCUGUUUUCAACGGAGCACAUACUAUACUUCUGUUUUCAAUGGAGCACAUACUAUACUUCUGUUUUCAACGGAGCACAUACUAUACUUCUGUUUUCUAUAGGAGCACAUACUAUACUUCUGUUUUCUAUAGGAGCACAUACUAUACUUCUGUUUUCUAUAGGAGCACAUACUAUACUUCUGUUUUCAACGGAGCACAUACUAUACUUCUGUUUUCAACGGAGCACAUACUAUACUUCUGUUUUCAAUGGAGCACAUACUAUACUUCUGUUUUCUAUAGGAGCACAUACUAUACUUCUGUUUUCACAUUCUGUCAUUGAAAUGUUUUAUGGUGGAAACUGAUUCUGCAGUUGUUGUUUUUUUUAAAACCUGUUUUUCAUUUAGGAUAUCACUGCAUCCUCGAGGUCUUUUGUCUCCUUGUUCAUUUAAUGGGGGGAAAAACGAAACAAAAAAAGCUGCUUUGAAAUCCAACAGCUUGAGUGUCAAAACAGGUCUACCGUUGUCCUAGAUUUUACACUGCAAAUGUCAAAACAGGUCUACCAUUGUCCUAGAUUUUACACUGCAAAUGUCAAAACAGGUCUACCGUUGUCCUAGAUUUCACACUGCAAAUGUCAAAACAGGUCUACCGUUGUCCUAGAUUUUACACUGCAAAUGUCAAAACAGGUCUACCGUUGUCCUAGAUUUUACACUGCAAAUGUCAAAACAGGUCUACCGUUGUCCUAGAUUUUACACUGCAAAUGUCAAAACAGGUCUACCGUUGUCCUAGAUUUUACACUGCAAAUGUCAAAACAGGUCUACCGUUGUCCUAGCUUUUACACUGCAGUGGGGAGGAGACUUAAAAUGUGUCGUUAAACAGGCCACAUUAAAAUACUUUUUUAAAAUCUAAAUAUAUAUAUAUAUAUAUAUCAAUAUAAGAUGUCUCUGGAGAAUGUGAGUAACCUUGUGAAAACAUGGAUGAUCAGUAAAGAUAUCCAAAUAUGUAGUUGUACUAUUGACUCUAAAACUAUUUGUAAAACGAUCAGGUUAGUCACCAUCACCACUAACGCCAUUAUUCGCCAAGCAUAGUGAAUAUUUCUCUUACAUGAGGAUCUUUGUCGUGUGGAUACCGCUGAGGGUUAAUAGUGUGAGACAUGAUCACAAUCUGUGUAUUAUGAAGGACACUGUAAUGGAAAGCUUUAAAGAAUAUGCGUGAACCAAAAUAUCAACUUUCAGUUCCAAGCACCAUUGCCCUUGUUGGACUAGGCUGCCCAUAUGUAAGAGACAUUUAGGAAUUUAAAUGAAAUGGAUCUAUGCAUAUGACAGGGUUUAUGAAGUGUAGCAUUCCAGAGGGUAUUGAGGGUGUGCUGCCAGACAACAGAGAGAGCUCUUUGGCAUUGAAAGCAAUAAAAUAAAAAAUAAAUUUAUUUGAACAUUG